AUGUAUUUAUAUGCCAAGCUCUAUUUUAUCUUCUAUUCCACUGAAUCAAAACCCCAGCUAUACUUCUCUGAUGUCACCACUAAUUUUGGCGAUUGUGCGGCUCGUCAUGCUGCGCUCCUCGAUUGCCCGGGUCGGCAAUUGCUGUCAAACCCUGUCCGCCAACGGAUCCCGUCGCAAUGGCUGUCCAGAGCCGGUGCAAGCAACCGGCUGGCAGGUCAGCGAUUCUUCGCUGAUUCUAAGCCCCCUACCACCGGUGGUCCCACACCAGUCUCCCCUUCCUCCGAAUCCAGUGUCCCUCCCGAGACCAUCUCGAAGGCCGCUGAACAAGAAUCUAAGCUUCCUCCCUCGCCCCCGGCAGCUGCUCCCCGCAAAUCCGGUCGUUUCCGUCGGUUCUUGAUUUAUCUGAUCCUCACAUCCGGCUUUGCCUAUGGUGGCAGCAUCUUCCUGGCCCUGAGGUUCGACAACUUCCACGACUUCUUUACCGAGUACAUUCCCUACGGUGAGGAAUCUGUUCUUUACUUUGAGGAGCGCGACUUCUACCGCCGCUUCCCCAAUGCCUUGAGACACCCAAACCGUCUCCCGGCUGCACCCCGAGAAGAGGGAAAGCCCGUGACAAUUCCUAGCAAGAGCGGUCUGUCCUGGAAGGUUGCUGAAGAACACAAGGCCGAUGCCGAUUCUAAGAAGGCAGCGGCAGCUCACGAGGGACAGAUUAAGCCCGCGGCCGCUAAGCCCGAGGAGCGGAACGCCGCAGUCGUGAAGGCCAAGGAAGACACGGCCUCGAAGCACAGCACCAAGGAGACGAAGCCCGAAUCCGAGGCGAAGAGCCCAGUCUCACUGGAUGAGCCCAGAAAACCUGCUGUUUCUGCGAGCACCAUUGAAUUGCUCCAGUUGCAGGAUGGUGAUGACUCUGUUGUUCAGGAUCUGGUUAAGACCUUCAACGACAUCGUUACCGUCAUCAGCGCCGAUGAAAACUCCAACAAAUACUCUGCUCCUGUCGCCAAGGCCAAGGGAGAAUUGGAGAAGAUUGCCGAGAAGAUCGCUGCUAUUCGCAGUGAGGCUCGCAACACUGCCCAGGAGGAGCUUAACAAGCUACAUGCUACCUUUGAUGAGUCGGCACGUGAAUUGAUGCGCCAGUUCGAGGAAGUGCGUUCCACUGAUCUUGCUUCGUUCCGUGAAGAGUUCGAGGCCGAGCGCGAGAAGCUCGCCCUGGCAUACCAGCAGAAGGUCAACACCGAGCUCCGCCAUGCCCAGGAGCUUGCUGAGCAGCGUCUUCAGAAUGAGCUCGUUGAGCAGGCCAUCGAGUUGAACCGCAAGUAUGUUCACGAGGUCAAGAGCCUUGUGGAACGCGAGCGUGAAGGCCGUCUGAGCAAGUUGACUGAGCUCACCGCCGACGUUAACGAACUUGAGAAGCUCACCGCUGGAUGGAGCGACGUUAUCGACGCCAAUCUCAAGACUCAGCAGCUGCAGGUCGCCCUGGAUGCCGUUCGGACCGUGGUCGAGCAGCUUGCUGCUGGUGAUGCCGUCGUCGAGGCUGCCAUCGCAUCUAUCAACCCCACCGCUUACCAGCGUGGUAUUCCCUCCACUACGCAGAUCUUCGAGCGUUUCCGCCGAGUUGCAAGUGAAGUCCGCAAGGCUAGCCUGCUGCCCGAGGAUGCCGGUGUGGCAAGCCACGCUGCCAGCCUUGUCCUGAGCAAGGUUAUGUUCAAGAAGGAUGUUUUGUCUGAGGGUGAUGACGUCGAGAGCGUUCUGGUGCGCACUGAGAACUUGUUGCAGCAGGGCGAUGUUGACGCCGCCGCUCGGGAAAUGAACACCCUCCAGGGCUGGGCUAAAAUCCUCAGCAAGGACUGGUUGGGUGAUGUUCGCAAGGUUCUUGAGGUCAGACAGGCUCUCGAAGUCAUCGAGGCUGAGGCCCGCCUCCAGUGCUUGCGGGUUGAGUAA
Molecule: messenger RNA, 1938 nt
Organism: Penicillium mononematosum
Lineage: Eukaryota; Fungi; Ascomycota; Eurotiomycetes; Eurotiales; Aspergillaceae
Product: MICOS complex subunit MIC60
Exons: 6
Coding region: 1-1938 (645 amino acids)
Biological process (GO): cristae formation
Cellular component (GO): MICOS complex
Source: RefSeq, a predicted model, not a curated record